AUGUCUUCACCUCCAGCCAAGCGUGGCCGUGGUCGACCAAAGAAGGACGCCGCUGCAGCCAAGUCGAAGCCCGUCGAGGAGAAGGAGAAGGUGGCGGCUGAGGUGGAUUCCGGGGAGGAGGGCGCGGAGAAGUCGGUUCAAAAGUCCGAUCAGGAAGGAAGCCCCAAACGUCGUGGCCGUCCACGCAAGGGCGAGGCGCCCGCCGCCAAGAAGGCCAAGACUGCCGCCGGUGGCGCCAAGAAGGGCGGGAAGCGCGGUCGUCCGAAGAAGGACGCCUCUCCCGAAGAGAAUGGCGACGCCAAGAGCUCCGACGGUGAGGACGAGAGCCCCGCCGAGGACUAA
Bursaphelenchus xylophilus (pine wood nematode) is the source of this 342-nucleotide messenger RNA. Lineage: Eukaryota; Metazoa; Nematoda; Chromadorea; Rhabditida; Aphelenchoididae. The record is from the annotation of a GenBank genome assembly.